Ectocarpus sp. CCAP 1310/34 is the source of this 2807-nucleotide messenger RNA. Lineage: Eukaryota; Phaeophyceae; Ectocarpales; Ectocarpaceae. The record is from the annotation of a GenBank genome assembly.
AUGGAAAAGUUCCGCAGACCGUUGUGGCCGGACGACCAUCGCUUUGGCGCAAGCGGUAUCGGUGCCGGUGGUGAGCGCGGACACGGCAAAGGACCUGGCACAGCAAGCGACCGCCACAUCUCGCAAUCCUUCGCCAACGCUAGAACCAGUCAACACUCGUCCCCUUUUCUCCACACUCCCACGUCGGGGCCCCGUGGAACAGGGGGGGGUAUGGUGUCCUUCAGCCCAGCGUUGUCCCGCGCGUCGUCGACGAUGAUGACUCCGGUCCAACAGACCCAGCAGCAGCCGGGAGGGUUCAGCAUGUUCGGCGGGAAGGCGUAUUCUACCCCUGCGAGCCACGGUAGCAUCAGCAGCCAACCUCCGCUAUCAUCGCACACCCCGAUCGACAGCAAUACACGUACUGUUGCCCCUGGCACGAUCCCUUACGGCAGUGGCGGUAGCAGCGGCGUUGGCGGCGGGUUGGCUCGAUUCAAGACGCUGGCACAGGAGACCCAGGAAGAGGAUCACAAGAAACAACAAGAGAGACGAGGGGGCAGUGGCAGGGGCAACAGCAGCGGAUGCGGUAUCCGCGACUCCACCGUGCGAGGGAUGCCCUCGCCAUCGUCGAAUUUCCUCGCUCCCUCCUCGUUGAUGGGGUCCCCGCCGAAUUCUUUGACCCCUUGCGACGACUCGCCCUUCUCCUCCGCGGCAUACACCUUCACACCGCCUUCAUCAGCCGCCCCUCCUUCGUACUCCAAUUGGCCUACCGGCCCCUCAACGGCAGCAGGGCGGAAGAGGCCGAGAGCGCCAAGCACUGCUACAGCUGCUCUUGGACGGCCAAUGACGCCAGGGACGGUACGGUCCGUCGGUGGUGGCAACCUCAGCGCCGAUGUUUCGGGAGCAAGGACCUGGGGUAGCCUGGCCGAAGGCAGCAGAGGCAGGGCAGGGCAGGUGCAACAGCAACAACAGCAUCGGCAGCCGAGCCCAAGGCCGACUGCCGCGCGCGGGGCAUCGGGGGCGGCGGCGCUGGCGGCGGCGGCAAACAGCGUCUCCUCCCGAUCCCCGCGGCCUACUGGGAAAGAAUCUUCGCCGCAAUCGCCCCGCCCGUCACAGCCCUCGCCGACGCCCAGGCGGUACAAGUUGGACGAUUUUGCGGGGGCGGACGAUGUUUGUUUCAAUGCUGCAAGCACUGUACAGACGUCAACGAUGGGCCGUCUUCCACCUUAUCCCGCCACCUCCCCCGCCGUUAUCCUGCCGCGCAACUCAGCGGCAUCCUCUGAAGGAUUGGCGAUUUUUCUAGAGAGGUGCGAAGUGAGCGGGGUUGCAUCGCUGUCGGUGCUCUGGGCCGACCUGACAACAAGCUUUUCAGCGAUGACCGUCAAGAGCUGCCUGCCGAGUCAAAGCUGCUUCCGAUGGAACUGCGCUUGCGGUAGACAGGGCCUAUGUUACGCCUUUUUUCGCGGGGUUGAUCCGUCACCAUCGUUGCUCACGUGCGCCAGUGCCGCGAGGACGGAAAGCGACACAAGUGGUUGCUCCCAGGAGGAUGAUUUUGAAGAGGGAGAGAUGUAUCUCCUUCCCCUGGGUGCCUGUGUCGGAGAGGACAAGGAGGCCGCCGAGGCCGCAGGCUACCACCUCCCGCUCGAUUGCGAGGUGGCGCUGAUGCCGUUGAUCGCUUGGAGGAGACGCCCAGAAUCCAGAACAUUUCUCGCUCGAUCCGCUGCUGCUGCUGCGGAAGGUGGCAGUGACAGAGAUGGACACGAACCUUCUGUCGACUCUUCGCCGCCGCCGCAGCAGCAGCAGCGGCAGCAUGUGUCAACCAAACACCACACAACAGUAUCUAGGCUUUUUGACACGCGCGUGGCGGCUUGGAUGACGGACACCGGGAAAGCGGACAAAGCCUUAGAAUUUGAAGCGCUGUGUGUUUCCUGGCUCAAGGGUGAGGGGUCCGACGCCGUACACAAGCCCGAUGCAGAAGGAGUCAAUGCCCGGAGUGGUGAUGGAGGUCGCUUGCCGGCAAUCGUGGCAGCCGUCGUACACGCUGAAGGAUGCUGCAGGCGAAACUUAGCCCUAGCGGGGAAGAUUUCGGCCGAGCUAGAAGGGGCAAAGAUGCUGGCCGCCUGCGAACAGGUGGAGAUGCCAACGGUCCCCGUCCUCGCCGGGAUGGAGGUGUCAGGUGUCGUGUUCCUGCCGGAGAGGGUGACUCGCUUCUCGAACGCCUUGGGGAAUCACCUCGAAGGGCUGAAGCGGACUGCAGUCAAAGCGGUCGGAGGAAGAGACUUCAACCUUGCAUCUCCGGACCAGGCAAAAAAGCAACAAAUAGGAAAACGAAUGCAACAGGGCAGGAUUGAUGGUAGCAGUCGGAGCAGAAGGAGAGUUGCCAGCUUCCGUACGGGCUCUUGUCAAAGGGGGUUGAGGGAAGGGGCACACGGAGGGCAGGGGGGGGGCACCGCAGUGGCUGACAUCCUGUUCAAGCAUCUCAAGCUUCCAUCCCCUCCGUUGAAAGCUGGGAGCGUUCAUGCUUCAACUUCUGCCGAGGUGUUAGAAGGGCUGCAAGGGAAACACGCCGUGGUUGCACCUAUCCUCGAGUUCCGCGGCGUGAACAAGUAUAAGACUACGUACGUGGACAAGCUCGCCGAGAGAGCUCUGGGUGCCGCGGCAGCAGACAGCGCGGUCCCAGCGAGCCAGGGGGCGGGGGCGACCAGGAUUCACGCGACGUGGAACCAGACCUCCGCUAGGACCGGCCGCCUCAGCUGCUCGAGGCCGAACUUGCAGCAGGCAAAUGCCUAAGGGCAGCGAUCCACUCGCCGGAGUAGCGGGAGUGAACGUGA